CGACAUGAGUUAAGCUUCAACUGUUAUCAAAAAAUUAUGGCGAUGAAGUCUAACACCGACCAUUCUGGUAGCUGCAAAGUAAAAAGAUGGUUAGUCUAGUUUUUUAAUUUGCCCAUUGCGGAACAACAAAGUUUUCUUCGGUAGAAGUGGUGCAGUUUGUCAAUUGUGAAGGUAGAAGAAGUCAGGAGCCAACCGCAAUGAGACCCUUCCUAGCAGCUGAUAAAUUAAUAAUCAUUUUAGCAGGCAUUUGCGCGACCGUUGCCUUGCAGACACAUUGGGAGUAUCCUGAUCGAGUAAAUAAUGGAACUGAGCCAAGUUGGGGAGGAAAAUGUGAUGCCGGUAAACGCCAGAGUCCCAUUGACCUAUACACCACAUCCUCUUUCAAAGGCGAAUUUCACAAAUUUGAAUUUAAAAACUAUGACGUCAGCCUCCGGGGAACCACCUUCGUCAACACUGGACAUUCAGUCCAAGUUAUCAUUCCCGAAGAUAAGCAAAUUGAAGUGAGUGGUGGCGGGCUUCCGGGGACUUACAUUUUCGAGCAGAUGCACUGGCACUGGUGGUCGGAACAUACGAUUGACGGUCUCAGAUACCCACUAGAAAUCCAUUUGGUGCAUCGAAACACAAAAUACGCAAAUGUUAGCGAAGCGGUUCAGUACAAAAACGGCGUGGCUGUCUUUGGCGUUUUAUUCCACAUCACAGAUGACAUUUACGAGCCUUUGACCGACGUCCUGAACGGGCUACCUUCAAUUGAAGAUAAAGUUGGCAGCACAACUACUCUGGCCAAUGACAUUACCACUGCAGAUUUCCUCCCAGCCGACACAAAAAAAUACUUCCGAUACGAAGGUUCGCUAACCACGCCUGACUGCGAUGAAGCCGUUGUGUGGACAGUAUUUGAAGAUACAAUUCCCGUCACCAUCGAACAGGUUGAAGAAUUCAAGUACGUGAGGAAGGACGACGGGGCAUUUUUAGAAAGCAAUUAUAGGAGUAUCCAGGCAUCUUACAAUAGGGCAAUCAUAUAUGUCGAUAGAGAAUUGGAAGAAAGAAAUUCCCAAGUUCAGCUCAGUACCUGUUCGAUCCCAAUAACGAUACUGGCCGUACUUUUAGUAUUAAGAAGCAGACUGGAUUAGGGGAGAAUAAAAGCUUCCAAUAAAAAGAAAAAUUAAAUUAAAAAUACACGAAGAUAUUUUAUAAGAGAAUUUAGACUAAUAAAAUUUUUAUACAGAUUA
Hermetia illucens (black soldier fly) is the source of this 1226-nucleotide messenger RNA. RefSeq names its product putative carbonic anhydrase 3 (gene CAH7). The coding region runs from base 198 to 1127 and encodes 309 amino acids. The record is from RefSeq and is a predicted model, not a curated record. The transcript has 6 exons. Gene Ontology annotation, molecular function: carbonate dehydratase activity; zinc ion binding. Gene Ontology annotation, cellular component: cytoplasm. Lineage: Eukaryota; Metazoa; Arthropoda; Insecta; Diptera; Stratiomyidae.